UUCGUGUUUCAAUGCUUCAAAAUUAAUAGUAAUAUCAAUAUAAAUAAUUAUUUAGAUUGUAAGAAACUCGUAAUUGUCAUAUCCACUAAAGUUCAAGGUUGGUACUAGAUAUGGAUGAAUACAUAGAGGAGCUUUGUGCUUUGUACUCCGUAUCUAAACUGAAAAUAUUGCAAGAUUUACUAUUAAUCAGCAAUUCUGAUAAUUGUAAUUUGAAGUUAACACCAAAGAUUGAAGAUUUUAGUAAGGAUGUGAAAACGCGAAUAAUCACAGCAAUUUACAAAAUAAUAAGCGAAGAAAAAUUUACCAAUAAGAAAAUUUUUAUUGUUUAUGGAAACUACGAACCAAUACGAGAAGCAUUAUUUGCCCGAGGUUGGAUAGAGAAAUUACCAUCCCAUCGUCAGUCCGAUCUGCAAGCACAAGUACUUGAGUCAGUGAUUACUCACGCAAAUAAAGGCAAUUUGUAUGAAUCUGUGGCAUUAUCAAAGGUUUUAGAAGAAUACCCAGCAAAUUUUAUUUGGCAAUAUGAAUGUAUGCCGGAUGUGAAUAAUGGUAUUGUGCCUUAUCGAAAUCGAAUACGUCAUAUAAACAAUCAGAAUUUUACUAGAAAAACUGGUUUACUUAAUUGCUUCGAACAGAACCUAUGGUAUAAACAAGAAGGCUUGUCUAAUAUGAUUUGUCCACGUGCAUACCGCCUUAAUGAUGGCAAUCCAGGGGAACUAACUGCAUUUAUUAAUGAUUAUCGUCAGACACAAUGCAGAAAUCUUAUUAAAUUCCUUUGGGAUAAACUGAAGAACCCAAAAUUAGUAUUUGAUGAAAAUAAAGGGACAGUACCAAAAAACAUUCUUAAGCAUGCUGUGAAUUGUUUGCAAAACCAGGCGAAGAAAAAAUUCUUGGAUGACAACAUUUCAGUUGGUGAAGACCCAAUUUGGGUAAAUUUCAUUAAAAUGUCGGACAACAUUAUUCACAAAAAGGCAAAAUUAAAAAUUACCUAUGAGAAAUUGUAUGAGCUCACUGAAAAUGGUAUGCAAUUCCUACAUAAGAUAACAAAUAAACACAAAGACUACGACUGGGAUGGCUUGUGCAAUAUAUGGAUCCUUAAACCAAGCUGUCAGUCCUGCGGCGCCGGGAUUGUGGUUAGUAGGAGCUUGUAUCAAAUAGUUAAAACUACUCAACGUAAUCCGAAUAAAUCAUAUAUCAUACAGAAGUAUUUAGAGCAUCCGUUGCUUAUCCAUGACACCAAAUUCGACAUUCGAGUUUAUAUGUUGUUAACAAUAGAUGAAUGCUUCCUAUCAAUUUGGAUAUAUAAAGAUUGUUAUUUGCGUUUUAGCUCAACGAAAUAUACCUUACAAAAUUUGGAAGAGCAAGUGCAUCUCACUAAUCAUUCAGUUCAAAAAAAGUAUCCAAUUAGUACAAAGAGAACUGCAUUACUGCCAGAGAAUAAUAUGUGGUCCUUAGCAGAGUUUCAGUCUUAUUUGAAAAGCAACAACUUGGGCGAUAAGUGGGUGAGCAAAAUAUAUCCUGAAAUGAAAGAAAACUUAACUGCACUUAUAAUGUCGGGCAGUCAACAAAUGAAAUAUAAGAAAGGAAGCUUUCAUUUGUACGGAUGUGACUUUAUGUUGAGCAAUAACUUUGAUACAAUCUUUAUUGAAAUCAACAACAGUCCUGAUCUUUCCUCUUCUACAACCACCACUAAAAUCGUUUGUUCAAAUGUUAUGCAAGAUCUCGUUCGAGUUGUUGUUGAUUUACCAGAAGAUGCACAAGCACCAACAGGUGAUUUCGAAUUGGUACAUAAAAUAAAGUAUCAGCCUUACAACAAGAAUCUUCGUCAGGGAAUUGUUAUAACAGGUGAAAUUUUGCCAUUAACUCCACUAAAAUCAAAACCAAAUCUUGACUUAAAUAUCAAACGAAAAUGAAAUUUGUGAAAUAAUAUCAUACAACAUCCAUUUCAAUAGGAAAAUAUCUCAAUAAAAUUUUUAGUAAAUCUGCUAUGAGAAAACAACUGUUUAGUUAGUGAAUUCACGGAAACCAGUCUUUUACUAGGCAAAGUAUUUAUUAUUAUCAGGCUUUAUUUUUACUUUAUUAUUCAAUUUGGUUUCCUUCCGAGUACCGCAAUGCUGGAAGCAUUCUGUAU
This is a messenger RNA of Teleopsis dalmanni, 2131 nucleotides long. RefSeq names its product tubulin glycylase 3B-like. Gene Ontology annotation, biological process: cilium movement; protein polyglycylation; cilium assembly. The transcript is spliced from 2 exons. Lineage: Eukaryota; Metazoa; Arthropoda; Insecta; Diptera; Diopsidae. Gene Ontology annotation, cellular component: cilium. The record is from RefSeq and is a predicted model, not a curated record. Gene Ontology annotation, molecular function: metal ion binding; protein-glycine ligase activity, initiating; ATP binding. Bases 111 to 1913 code for a protein of 600 amino acids.